ACCACAUUGCCUGACUCUUUCAGCCACCUUCCUCAUUUUCCUUUUUAUUUCUUUCUUCUUCUUUCAUUUCAAGUUAUACCACAAAUACAUUUACAUACUCUUCUUCAUUUGCCAACCCACAUGCUCUCUUUUCCUCGAUAACUUAGCCGAACCGUCUUCUUUAUUUCAAAGCUAUCACCAACAAAAGCCGCUCUUUUUUCUUUUUCUUUGCUUGAAAAGCUCAGAAAGAUUGGAUUUUUAUUUUUGUUUAUAGAAAAAAAUAUUAUGGGGAGGUACCAGCGUUAUCAUCAGUUGAAGAAAGGUGAACAUGUACAAGUAGUAAAACAUUAUAUGCCUCUUGAAGAUGAUGACGAUGAAGAGUCUCGUGACUUCGUUUUCGUUUGUGCACCGAGCUAUGGUUUCUUCAACAAGAGAGCUAGGCCUAAGCUUUUCUCUCUUCUCUUUAUUUCCCUUCUUUCGUGCUGCUUUAUUUUGGCUCCUCAUCUCUUUAGCUCUUCCUCUCUCCUCUAUUCAUUUGUUGGGGAUAACGAAAGCCUUCUUCCCAAUGUAAAUGCUCCUUUGUGUGCUUCUGCCUCUGACGGAACUAUAUGUUGUGACAGAAGCGGUUUGCGUUCUGAUGUAUGUAUCAUGAAAGGGGAUGUGCGAACAAGCUCUGCUUCCUCUUCCGUCUUUGUAUACAACUCAGGAAACUCGAAUGGCUUAAUCAACUAUGUUUCGAGCAUGGUUGAAGAAGAUGCUGAAGAGGAACUCCAACACGAAAAGAUUAAACCGUAUACCCGAAAAUGGGAAGCAAGUGUAAUGGACACCAUUGAUGAAUUAGACCUUAUCUCCAAGAGGGGAAGUGCUGCAAUUAACCAUCACUGUGAUGUUCAACAUGACGUUCCUGCUGUGUUUUUCUCGACUGGAGGAUAUACCGGGAACGUGUAUCAUGAAUUCAAUGAUGGACUUUUGCCAUUGUAUAUCACUUCUCAUCAUUUGAAGAAGAAGGUUGUAUUUGUCAUUCUUGAAUAUCAUAAUUGGUGGAUUAUGAAGUAUGGUGAUAUUCUUUCACAUCUUUCGGAUUAUCCAGCAAUAGAUUUUACUGGAGACAAGAGGACUCAUUGCUUCCCCGAAGCGAUUGUUGGUCUCAGAAUCCAUGAUGAGCUUAAAGUGGAUCCUUCAUUGAUGCAAGGAAACAAGACCAUAGUUGAUUUUAGAAAUAUUUUAGAUCAAGCUUACUGGCCAAGAAUUCAUGGAUUAAUUCAGGAUGAGGAACGAGAAGCUCAAGAAAAACUAAGGGAGAAGCUUUCUUUGUCUCCAUCAUCAAAAACCUCAUCAGAGAUUAUAAGAAAUAUGGAAGAAAAUCUAUUGAAGAAACCAAAAUUGGUUGUUUUAUCUAGAAAUGGGUCUCGAGCGAUAACUAAUGAGAAAUUGUUGGUCAAAAUGGCUGAGGAAAUUGGCUUUCGAGUUGAAGUUGUGAGGCCUGAUCGGACUACAGAAUUGGCAAAGAUUUAUCGGGUGCUUAACUCAAGUGAUGUGAUGGUUGGAGUCCAUGGUGCAGCCAUGACACAUUUUCUCUUCAUGAAGCCUGGCUCUGUGUUUAUUCAGGUCAUUCCCCUUGGAACUGAUUGGGCAGCCGAGACAUAUUAUGGUGAACCAGCAAGGGAACUUGGUUUGAACUAUAUCAGCUACCCCGUUCUUCCCAGAGAAAGCUCUUUGUAUGACAAAUAUGAUAAAGACGAUCCUGUUCUUCGAGAUCCAACAAGUGUAAACAAUAAGGGCUGGCAAUACACCAAGGCAAUCUAUCUCGACGGCCAAAACGUGAGAUUAAACCUCGAAAGAUUUCGUAAGCGGUUGAUUCGUGCUUAUGGUUAUUCCAUCAACCGGAGUGCUCAUCAUCAGUCACAGUAAUUCCGAAUGUCCUUACUAGCUUUUCUUGUUCUGGAUCGUUAAUUAAUUUAAUUGAAAACUGUAAUUUUUUGUGAAAAAUUAGUGAAUUCAUUCCUUGUUUUGUACAUUGAGCAGGAAAUAUAAAAAAAAAAAAAAGGUCUUCAUUUUGGUAAAUAGUUGGAAUGUUUGUUUGAAGCAGCCACACUCCGUAACUUGUAAGACUUUACAUGUAAUGAAUAAUGAAAUAUUUUACAAAGUGCCCAUGAUUUUUGCUUCAUGCAA
This is a messenger RNA of Pistacia vera, 2151 nucleotides long. Its product is annotated as beta-1,2-xylosyltransferase XYXT1-like. Gene Ontology annotation, molecular function: glycosyltransferase activity. NCBI's taxonomy places the organism in Eukaryota, Viridiplantae, Streptophyta, Magnoliopsida, Sapindales, Anacardiaceae. The transcript is spliced from 3 exons. The record is from RefSeq and is a predicted model, not a curated record. Bases 265 to 1890 code for a protein of 541 amino acids.